Molecule: messenger RNA, 1212 nt
Organism: Exophiala bonariae
Lineage: Eukaryota; Fungi; Ascomycota; Eurotiomycetes; Chaetothyriales; Herpotrichiellaceae
Exons: 1
Coding region: 1-1212 (403 amino acids)
Biological process (GO): nucleoside metabolic process
Molecular function (GO): catalytic activity
Source: RefSeq, a predicted model, not a curated record
AUGCCACAGAACAAUACCCAGCCUCGCUCUCGAGACGGUUUCGAAAUUGCAAUUAUCUGUGCCCUGCGCACUGAAUCCGAUGCGGUAGAGGCCUUGUUCGACCAGUUCUGGGAAGAGGAGGUCGAAUAUGAUAAGGUCAGAGGUGACUCUAACUCAUACACAUUGGGUCGCAUUGGUCGCCAUAAUGUGGUUCUGGCCUACAUGCCGGGCAUGGGAAAAGCGGCGUCGGCAACGGUCGCCGGAAGCUUUCGGGCGAGCUUCCCAUCCAUUCGGCUUGCAUUGAUUGUAGGAGUAUGUGGUGGAGUUCCUCGAGAUAAAGCCAUGAAUUCCGAUAUCCUCCUGGGCGACGUGAUCAUCAGUACUGGCGUCGUACAGUUUGAUUUUGGCCGUCAAUUGCCCGAUCAAGUUGCUCCGAAGGACACACUGGAUGAUAGCAUGGGCCGACCAAACUCUGAAAUUCGUGCCUUCCUACACAAGAUCCAAGGCUGGCAUGGACGCACAGAGAUGGGCAGCAGUAUUGUCGACAAUAUUGCUGAGAUCCUCACCAAGCCUGGCUUUGAAAGCUGGAGUUAUCCAGGCACCCAAUACGAUGCUUUGUUUCCGGCGGCUUACCGCCAUAAGCAUCAUACUCCUAAUGAGUGUAUGGUAUGCGACAAGUGCGUGGACGACACUUACCCCGUCUGCCAAGGUGCCCUCCUAUCAGAGUGCAGCCUACUUCAAUGCGACCUGAAAAAUGCAGAGCUCAGGGCGCAGAACGGAGGAUCACAGAUAGACCCCCAGAGCGGAGAGCGACAAAUUACGAGGAGUCCUCUUCACUAUGGUUUAGUGGCCUCUGGAGAUCUAGUAAUGAGAUCAGCGAAACGUCGCAACGAACUUGCGACCCUUCAAAAUGUAAUUGGUUUCGAGAUGGAGGGUUGUGGAGCGUGGGACACCUUCCCGACUGUGAUAAUUAAAGGCGUGUGUGACUAUGCAGACAGCCAUAAGAAUAAGAAGUGGCAGAAGUAUGCCGCUGUCACCGCAGCGGCUGCCUCUCAGGCGUUUCUCCGGCGUUGGCGUGGUGUUGAGAGGCCUGUAGAUAAGAAUGCUGACAGUCUAGAGCAGCAACAGCAGAAAGAUGCGCCAUUGAGCAUACGACAAGCUGGGUCGGAAUUCCAUGGACCGACUGUGGUGUCUGGAGGAAUGGUGUUUCAGGGCAAUUAUGCCGGAAGAUAG